AUGUUGUCAACUGCUUCUUCGUUCCCUGUCCGGAAUAAACUAGGCUACCGAUCCGAGCAAGAAGUCCACAAUCGUGACCGUGUAAGCUCAAUUCAUGGUAUUGCCAGUCCCAAUAUUCACGCAAGUGUUCGGGCAGCGGCUCUUGCCGCACGCCACGCUCGUCAGAUCCGCGAGAAGCGUGUGUUUGAUGCAGUCCCAGAGAAUUUAAUGUGCAGAAAUAUUGUUGAUUUGAGUGAAACAAACAUUACGAAGGCUUUUAAGGAUAAAAACACUAAGCGAAAGUUGAAAUUGCACUUGUCUCUUGAAAAAUGUGAACACCCGGCGCUGCCCUGGAUGAUGGCCCAGGAUAUCGAACCCCAAACCGACUCUAAUCCAUUAUUCAAGUCAACGCCUCUGCAACGUUUACCUUUGAACCGCUCACGACGCGCCUCGAGUAUUACGCUGAGUAUGUCUUCGCCGGAAGCUGCUGAGUUUAGCGAAGUAGCUUAUGAUGGACCUAAGGAAUUAGGUAAAUGGACCAAACGGGUCAAGAAACUUGGCAAAGUUCUUGUGUACCGGGAAGUAGAUCGCCACAUGGUCAAACGAGAACUUCACACACUUCAUGACAAUUUGUCCACUAUCGACCGGAACGAAGUCCGAAGCGACCAUUUCGAACAAUCUCGUUUCACUUCGUGCCCGUAUCUUGUCACCUUCUAUGGAGCGUUUCUCAAACCAGCACAGUGCGCUGUUGCGGUUGUUAUGGAGUUUAUGGACAUGGGUAGUCUGCAAGACCUCAUGGAUACAAGACUUUCGAUACCAGAAGAAGUUUUACGACAUGCUGCCUUUUGUUGUGUCACAGCGCUUGAUCACAUGCACAGCCAAAAAACUGUUCACCGCGAUAUCAAGCCAGCUAAUAUUUUGAUGAAUCGCCAUGGAGAAUUUAAGAUUGCUGACUUUGGGCUGACUGGCACACUGGCAAAGUCCCAUUCAUUUUUCUCUGAUUUUACUGGCACAAUGAUGUACAUGGCUCCUGAGAGGAUAUCCGGAACCCAUUACACGUUUGUCAGUGAUAUCUGGUCGCUUGGUAUCACACUAUUUUCUCUCGCAACAGGAGGUAAUCCGUUCACCGUUGACGAUGGUUUUUUCGGACUUGAAGAGGCCAUUUGUCACGACCCUCUGCAUCCAAUGCCAAAUCGUUUCUCUUCAUAUUGUCGAGAUUUUGUAAAGCGGAUGUUGAUACGUGAUCCAGAACAUCGAUUGACGUCUGAGCAAGCUCUUACUCACCCAUUUAUUAGUGGAUACGCUAACAGUCUGGCUUUUCGAAGAUUUUCUCGACUUUGGCAAAAGCUGGGUUUAACACGCACCGUUGGACCUGAUGACACUCGGGCGAUUGUAACAUUAGCAGUUGAGUACGCGUCUCGAUACCCUGACAUGACACUGCUCCCUUUUGAAGUCAUUGGAAUCCAAGGCACAGCUGCAUUAGAAAACCACUCGUUCUUUCAUCGCUUCGCGAAAUUUUUAAAGCAAGAGUCCAACAGUCUGAAUCGUAAGCCGUUUGAGCAGCUUGCAGAUGACUGUGGGGUAUCCGUCGUGGAUCUGCAGAAUAUUUUUCAAACGGCUUCAAACUCGUGA
Molecule: messenger RNA, 1611 nt
Organism: Plasmopara halstedii
Lineage: Eukaryota; Oomycota; Peronosporomycetes; Peronosporales; Peronosporaceae
Product: serine threonine protein kinase
Exons: 5
Coding region: 1-1611 (536 amino acids)
Biological process (GO): protein phosphorylation; MAPK cascade
Molecular function (GO): MAP kinase kinase activity; ATP binding
Source: RefSeq, a predicted model, not a curated record